CAGUACCAGUUUGUUCAUUAUUGACCAGUUUAUAAAGCAAGAAGGCCACAGACAGACGGACCAACAGUGGGACAGAGGCAGAUAGAAAUGAGCUCAACUCUGCCGAGUUUAUGCCACUCAAUAGUUCGCUGGAGCUCCACUGGCAUGUUUUCACUGAUGCAACUGGAUGAGCAGCUAAAGUCUUUCCUCCAUCCUCUCAUCCAAGCACACGUAUAAUUCAGGAUGGAGCAUGGCGACAGGAGCACGGGUGUCUCCCACCUUCGCUAUGAAGAUGAGGAGGACCAUCAGUCCAUCUAUAUUGGCCUCCCUGUAUCCCGAGGAUACCGACGCAAACGAAGGAGAAGGCGCUCCAGUCGAGACGUUUCCGGCUCCGACAGGGAGAGGCACCGCGCCCACCAUGGACACCACAACCAAGAGCGCUAUCGAGAAGUAGACAUGGAGGAAGGACUCAUGGAUUCAAAUGAACCGAGCCUUCAUGACAUCAGCCACACAAUGUCACCAGCGGCAGAGCGGCUGCGCUACAUCCUGAGUGAAGAAGAUGACAUGCCCACACCAACGCUCUUCACUGAGAUGGACACUCUACAGCGAGAAGGAGAUGAGCUGGAAUGGAAGGAGUCUGCCAGGUGGGUGAAGUUUGAGGAGAAGGUUGAGGAGGGAGGAGAGAGAUGGAGCAAGCCCCAUGUGUCCACGCUGUCCUUGCACAGUCUCUUUGAGCUCAGGACAUGUCUUCAAACAGGAAUUGUGCUUCUGGAUCUGGAGGGUUACUCACUGCCUCAAAUAGUCGAUGACAUAAUUGAAAGACAGAUAGAGGAAGGCAUGAUAUCUCCUGACCUCAGAGACAAGAUCAAUUUUGUACUGCUGAGAAAGCAUCGACAUCAGACCAAGAAACCAAUUCACCGCUCACUGGCAGACAUGGGCAAGUCUGGUUCUUCUGGCAAUCGAAACGUACCGUCUCGAGGCCCGGGGCCAGGUCAGGGGCAAGCUGCCAACUUCAACCGAUCCACAGAAGACCUUCAAAUGAAAAAUCAGUCUGCUAACUACGGCCGUCUGCGUCACGCUCAGAGUCGCAGCAUGAACGACAUAGCAGAUGCUCCAAGCCCAGACCAAUUGAGAAAUAAAUUCAUGAAGAAAAUCCCCAGAGAUGCGGAAGCCUCUAAUGUUUUAGUGGGAGAAGUGGAUUUCCUCAACAAACCCUUCGUGGCCUUCGUCCGGCUGGCCCAAGCUACAACGCUGGGAGGUCUGACAGAGGUUCCUGUUCCCACCAGAUUCCUGUUUGUUCUCCUGGGACCCCAAGGAAAGGCCAAGUCAUAUAAUGAGAUCGGACGGGCUAUAGCAACACUGAUGGUAGAUGAUCUCUUCAGUGAUGUAGCCUACAAAGCCAGGGACCGGGAGGACCUCAUUGCCGGGAUAGACGAGUUUCUAGAUGAAGUGAUUGUGCUUCCACCUGGAGAAUGGGAUCCCAAAAUCCGCAUCGAACCGCCAAAGAAAGUCCCCUCUGCCGAAAAAAGGAAAUCUGUGUUUUCCCUAAAUGAAGUGGGACUAAUGAACGGGACAGCUGGAGGAGGCGGAGGUCUCUCUGAGGAUGAAGAAAUGCCAGCUCAGCAUGAGCUUGGAGAGGAACUGGCCUUCACUGGACGUUUCUGUGGAGGUCUGUACCUGGACAUAAAGAGAAAAUUGCCGUGGCUGCUAAGUGAUUUCUACGAAGGCUUCCACAUUCAGUCCAUCUCCGCUGUGCUCUUCAUCUACUUGGGUUGCAUCACCAAUGCCAUCACCUUCGGAGGCCUCCUCGGUGAUGCUACUGACAACUACCAGGGUGUGAUGGAGAGCUUCCUUGGAACAGCCUUGGCUGGUUCUGUCUUCUGCUUCUUCGGCGGUCAGCCCCUCAUCAUCCUCAGCUCCACUGGACCCAUCCUCAUCUUUGAAAAGCUCCUGUUUGAAUUCAGCAAAAACAAUGGCAUAGAUUACAUGGAGCUUCGCCUGUGGAUCGGCAUCCACUCCUGCCUGCAGUGUUUCAUCCUCGUGGCUUCAGACGCCAGCUACAUCAUCAAAUACAUGACCCGCUUCACAGAGGAGGGCUUCUCCAGCCUCAUUUCCUUCAUCUUCAUUUCUGACGCCAUAAAGAAGAUGGUGGGAUCGUUCAAAUAUUACCCCAUCAACACUGACUUCAAGCCCGACUAUGUCACCACCUUUAAGUGCGAGUGCCUGGCCCCAGACCCGAUGACUGCAAUGAUCUUCAAUGGUUUAAUUCCAAUGCCAGAUAACAGCUCUAGUGUCUCUGGGUUGAAUGUGACAGCUCUGGACUGGAGCCAGCUGAGCAAAAAGGAGUGCUUGAAGUACGGAGGCUCUCUGGUUGGAAACUCCUGCAAGUAUGUCCCCGACCUGGCCCUCAUGUCCUUCAUCCUUUUCUUUGGGACAUACUCCAUGACGGUCUCCUUAAAGAAGUUCAAGUUCAGCCGUUAUUUUCCCACCAAGCUGAGGAAGCUCAUCAGUGACUUCUCAAUCUUCAUGUCCAUCAUGACAUUUGUUGGACUGGAUAUGCUUUUGGGGCUUAAAACUCCCAAGCUAAUUGUUCCAACAGAAUUUAAGCCCACACGCCCAGAUCGAGGCUGGCUGGUGAUGCCGUUUGGGAAGAAUCCGUGGUGGGUGUACGUGGCCAGCUUUGUCCCCGCUCUCCUCGUGACUAUUCUCAUCUUCAUGGACCAGCAGAUCAGUGCUGUCAUUGUUAACCGCAAAGAGAACAAACUUAAGAAAGGCUGUGGCUACCACCUGGACUUGUUCUGGGUGGGCGUCCUCAUGGCUGCAUGUUCUUUCUUGGGCCUUCCCUGGUAUGUCGCUGCAACUGUCAUCUCUAUUGCGCACAUCGACUCCCUGAAAAUGGAAAGUGAAUCCAGCGCUCCAGGAGAACAGCCACAGUUUCUCGGGGUCAGGGAGCAGAGAGUGACAGGGAUACUGGUGUUUGUUCUCACUGGAGUUUCCAUUUUCCUGGCUCCAGUUUUAAAGUUCAUCCCCAUGCCUGUGCUGUACGGAGUCUUCCUCUACAUGGGUGUGGCCUCGCUCAGUGGAAUCCAGUUUUGGGACAGGAUUAAGCUGUUCAUGAUGCCAUCCAAGCACCAGCCAGACUAUUCGUUUCUCCGACACGUUCCUCUGAGGAGGGUACACCUGUUCACCCUGAUUCAGAUUAUGUGUCUUGCUGUGCUCUGGGUCCUCAAAUCCACCUUCUUAGCCAUCAUUUUUCCUGUUAUGAUCUUGGGUCUGAUGGUGGUCCGAAAGAUGAUGGAUUGGGUUUUCUCCCAGCAUGACUUAGCCUGGCUGGACGACCUCCUCCCAGAGAAAGAAAAGAAGAAGAAGGAUGACGACAAGAAGAAGGGUAAAGAGAAGGACAAGGAUAAAGAUAAGGAGAAGAAAAAGCCCAAAGCAGAAUACAGUGAUGAAGAGGAGAAGUACCACUCGUACCCCAACCACUCCCCCAGCUCAGACUCUGACAUGGAUCGCAGCAUCACCCUCCACUUGAAGAUCUCCUGCCCGUCAUCUCCAGCCAUGCCUAUGAGCCGAGGGAUGGCCUGCCCUGUGCCGCAGGUCAAGAUCGAGAUGGAGUCGGACUACGACUCGGACAUGGACCACCGCCGACACCGAGACUUGAGCAGUGAGACCACGUUAUAAGCCCAAAACAUCCGUUUAUGGGAAACCACACUACUGAACAGUGAGAGCAGCGAGUGCUGACCCACAGGCAGGAUAGUGACUCAAACAUGUCCAAACUGAUGUGGGACUAUAGCUGCCAUGAAUCCUGGAGAACCUUUAAAUCAAUGAUUCAUAAAGAAUGUUCAGCUGUGUAUAGUAUUUAUUAUUUACCCUAAAAAGAGAAAGCAUUUAUUUCAUAGAAAAUUUAAUGUGGAAACUAUAACUUUAGUACUGACACUUAAAGUGAUAACUUGAUGUUGGAAUUGCUCCUCAAUUAAAAGUGAAGCCCAUUGGAGUUAUUCUUCAGAGCCUGUACAGUGUCUGUUGUUGUUCUUGAGUUGCUGUGCUUCUGAACCCAACGAGCCAGCUCUCCUUUCUCUGUCCUUCUUCUGUUUAGUUCAAAUCUCCACUCCAAUACAUUUCACAGGAACAAAAAGAAACAACCAAAAGCUCUGACUGUAUUCAUGUCUCUGUACAGAUGAAGUUCAUAUGGUUUUCACACUUGAGUGUUUUAUUUUUGCACGAGCGAGCGGCUCAUGUGAACCCGUACACAGAUGCUCAGUGUACUGUAAGAAACACAAUAAAAGAUAUUUACGAAAAAAAGUCUAGUCAGAGCUUCUUUUUUUAUUCUUCAGGGUAAAAUGUUUUCAUAGUUUGGUGGGGGGGUGUGACCAUCAACUGUACAUGAGAACUGGACUGGAUGACCCCUCCCCCACUAGUUCUGUGGAGAAAUUGAGUGUUGUUGCUAGUCUGGGGGCGGUGCUGUCAGAGCAGACUCUUCCUGGAGGGACCUGUUGGGAUCA
This is a messenger RNA of Oryzias melastigma (Indian medaka), 4481 nucleotides long. It is a transcript of the gene slc4a5a, whose product is annotated as solute carrier family 4 member 5a. The transcript is spliced from 26 exons. Gene Ontology annotation, cellular component: plasma membrane. The record is from RefSeq and is a predicted model, not a curated record. Gene Ontology annotation, biological process: transmembrane transport; bicarbonate transport; regulation of intracellular pH. Gene Ontology annotation, molecular function: solute:inorganic anion antiporter activity; sodium:bicarbonate symporter activity; monoatomic anion transmembrane transporter activity. Bases 223 to 3660 code for a protein of 1145 amino acids. NCBI's taxonomy places the organism in Eukaryota, Metazoa, Chordata, Actinopteri, Beloniformes, Adrianichthyidae.